Molecule: messenger RNA, 1743 nt
Organism: Ipomoea nil (Japanese morning glory)
Lineage: Eukaryota; Viridiplantae; Streptophyta; Magnoliopsida; Solanales; Convolvulaceae
Product: protein FAR1-RELATED SEQUENCE 7-like
Exons: 6
Coding region: 1-1743 (580 amino acids)
Biological process (GO): regulation of DNA-templated transcription
Source: RefSeq, a predicted model, not a curated record
AUGGAUGAGGCAAUAGAUCAUAGAGAUCAAGCAGUUGAUGGAUUGCAUACGGUUCCAGUCAGUGAAGAUCUUGUUGCUGAUUCAUCAAGUUUAGAUCCAAUAGAGUUAGACAUUGAUGGUUCUUCUUCAAUUCCAGUUUAUGAGCUGUAUAACAAUUAUGCAUAUAGAGUUGGUUUUAGUGUGAGGAAGGGUAAUCAACGUUGCAAGGUAUACAGUAAAACAGUUCAAAUGAAGAUGUUUAUGUGUUCUAAAGCUGGUUUUAAGUUUAAGGCAAACACUGGUGUUAAGGCCUAUUCAAAAAUUGACAUAAGGACAGGGUGUGGUGCAUGUGUUCAGUUUGACGUGGGUAAGGAUGGGUUGUGGACGGUUACAAAACACAUAAAAGUGCACAACCAUGAGUUAUGUGCGGUAGACAAGAGUCAUCUACUUCGUUCACAUAGAAAUGUUGGAGAUAAUCAGCUGUUAUAUUUAAAAGAUUUGAAGAAGAUUGGCGUUGCAAUGGCAGAUGGUAUUAGGUUUUUGAAACAUCAAGCAGGGGGGUCUCCAUUAAUUGGUUUCACUAACCGAGAUGCUUAUAAUUCGAUUGCUUCUGAUACAUUGAAGCGUUUGGAUGGAACAGAUUCGAACUCAUUAAUUGAAAUAUUUAGGAAGAGGCAGUCUAUUGAGUCUGAUUUUUUCUUCGAUUUUGAAGUUGAUUGCGAUUUAAGAUUGUGCAAUACUGAAGCUGGGUUUGAAUUUUAUUGGACAAGGCUGGUGGCUGACUAUAAGUGUCCGAAGAAUACUUGGAUACAAAAGCUUUAUGACUAUAGGGAGAAGUGGUGUCCAACAUUUAACAAGGAUUAUUUUUCAGGGGGCAUUUUAUCGUCGCAAAGGAGUGAAACUACAAAUCAUUCGAUUUCGAGAAGGCUGUCUAAGACUGCUGGUCUUUGUGAUUUCUAUUCAUCAUUUGUUAGUGUAAUUUCUGAAUGGAGAAGUAAAGAGAAUGGUGAAGAUUUUCGUUGUGCUCAAGGGGUACCCACUAUGAUGAUGGAGCACGUGAGACUUCUUUUACAUGCUAGAGAUGUAUAUACCAUUGAGAUAUAUUAUUUGUUUGAGGAACAAUUUAUGAAAGGCAAUGUUUGUCAUCAAGAAAUGGUGUUGAAUGAUGGUUUUCACCUCAAGUAUCAUGUACGGCGUCCAGAUAUAGAAAUUAUAAGGCACGAAGUUAGUUUUAAGCUGGCCAACUUGGACAUCUCUUGUGGUUGCAAGUUGAUUUCUGAGUUGGGAAUUUUAUGCUGCCAUUGCCUACGUAUUCUUCAUGUACAUUGUGUUUCUAGUAUCCCUGAUAAAUAUAUCAUGAAAAUGUGGACUAAAAAGGUGGCUGAUGGUAGAAAUAUGAAUAUUGGUCCAAUGUUUUAUAAAGUUGGUGUUCCUCCUUCAAUUUGGGUUGUUGAGAUUAGUAGAAAAUUUCAAAGAUUGAUUGCAUCUAGUCAAGCAAACAGUGUAACUAGGCAGUUCUGUGAUGAAGCAGUUGAGGAUGCAAAGAAAAAGGUUGAAGCUGAGAUUGGCUAUGUGCAUAUUGGAGUGUGGUGUUUCAUCUUCAAGUGGUGUCGUUCAAAAUCCUUCAAACCGGAGAUCAAAAGUCGUUGGUUGUGGAAAGUCUAUCCAAGAUUGCCGGAGAUGGGUACCUUGUACAUCCAAGUUCUGGGAGUUCAGAGUUAUCAGUUUAGUAAUGAUUUAGAUGAUAAUGCAGUUGUAGAUUGA